Lecanosticta acicola is the source of this 761-nucleotide messenger RNA. NCBI's taxonomy places the organism in Eukaryota, Fungi, Ascomycota, Dothideomycetes, Mycosphaerellales, Mycosphaerellaceae. The record is from the annotation of a GenBank genome assembly.
AUGCCAACACUGAAGCCCGCUCUGCUACUCGCCUGUACGGCACUGACAUUCGCUGCGCGCCUGACGAUCUCGAUACCAGGCUCCAACCUCUUACCAAACCCGUCCGAACUUCCAGCCUCUACCCACGCUGUACUACUCGGUCCUCCGGGCGUGCGAUACGAUACGUCCCUGCGCAGAGACAAUAGCCUCGUGUUCUCCAAUCUGCCGGAAGCGAGCUACUUGCUCACCGUGCAUUCUCGCGAUUACUUCUUUCCUCCUCUCCGAGUGGACAUCAACAGGACUGAGGGCGAAGGUGCGCAGACAAUCGAUGCAUGGCAGACAUUCAGAGGGAACGAAUGGAACAACAAGGGCCCGUCGUAUGGCUCAGGGAAGGAUGAGCUCAGUGUACAAAUAAGGCCAAGCGGCAAGAAAGACUUCUACCAAGUCAGAGGAGGCUUCAGUAUACUGAGCUUUUUGAAGAGCCCAAUGAUUUUGAUGGCCCUGGUUUCAGUCGCCUUGAUAUUCGGCAUGCCGUAUAUCAUGGAUAACAGUAUGUUAUACGCCUCGGGUAUUUGCACUUACAUGGACGAAGCUAAUACAUUGCAGUGGAUCCUGAAGCCAAGGCUGAGUUUGAGGAGAUGCAGAAGAAGUCUCCGCUCACGGGAUCAGGCGCCUCGAAUUCGCUGCAGAAUUUCGAUCUCGCGGGCUUCCUUGCUGGCCGCUCUUCUACACCAGCCGCGGGAGAGGGCAGCUCAUCUGGGGGCGGAGGAAAGAAGAGAUAG